Molecule: messenger RNA, 930 nt
Organism: Knipowitschia caucasica
Lineage: Eukaryota; Metazoa; Chordata; Actinopteri; Gobiiformes; Gobiidae
Source: the annotation of a GenBank genome assembly
AUGUCCACGCCGAGGUUCAAAAAGGAUAAAGAGAUUAUCGCGGACUAUGAGAGUCAAGUAAAAGAGAUCCGGGCGCAGUUGGUGGAGCAGCAGAAAUGUCUGGACCAGCAGACAGAGAUGAGGGUCCAGCUCCUGCAGGACCUUCAGGACUUCUUCAGGAAGAAGUCCGAGAUCGAGAUGGAAUACUCUCGGAAUCUGGAGAAACUGGCUGAGCGCUUUAUGGCAAAAACACGGAGCACGAAGGAUCACCAACAGUACAAGAAAGACCAGAACCUGCUCUCGCCGGUGAACUGCUGGUACCUGCUGCUGAACCAGGUGCGGAGGGAGAGCAAAGACCACGCCACGCUCAGCGACAUCUACCUCAACAACGUCAUCAUGCGGUUCAUGCAGAUCAGCGAGGACUCCACGCGGCUGCUGAAGAAGAGCAAAGAAAUUGCCUUUCAGCUUCAGGAAGACUUGAUGAAGGUCCUGAAUGAGCUCUACACUGUAAUGAAGACCUACCACAUGUACCACUCGGAAAGUAUCAGCUCGGAGAGUAAACUGAAGGAGGCGGAGAAGCAGGAGGGGAAGCAGAUCGGUAGAGGAGACCCGGUCUUCAGCAUCAGGAUGGAGGACAAGUACCAGCGCCGCAGCUCGGUCAAGAAGAUCGAGAAGAUGAGAGAAAAGCGCCAAGCCAAGUACUCGGAGAACAAACUCAAGUCCAUCAAAGCGCGGAACGAGUACCUGCUGACGCUAGAAGCCUCCAACGCCUCCAUCUUCAAAUACUACAUCCACGACCUGUCAGACUUAAUUGAUGAACGACUCGCUUCUGUAACGAGAUCGAGUUAUAAGUAUAGAGCAGGGCAAAGCCGAGCACAGGAGUUCGAGAAGUAUGAAAGGGACUUCGAGCAGCGGGCGGCGGGAGGGAGAUUACAGAGCGGGGUGGAUUAA